CUGUCAAUGUUGACGCUAAUUUUCUGGUCGACCUAUUGUUCAGAAUUGCGAAAUCAAUUAUUAUAUUCAGUGAUGGUUCAGUCCUUAAAUGUAUUUUUUCAAUAAAAGAAUACCUAGUGCAAUAAUAAUAAAUCUACGUUAUAUUCAAAACAUAUUCUUAUUACCUACAUGAAGUUUGAAUAGAUUAUAAAAUCAAGGAUUAAAACGCUUACUGAUAAAAAUACAUAGAUUACUUGCAAGAUUACUUGUAAUAAGUGUAGAUAAUUAAUGCGUUAUUCACAAUUAUCUCAGUAUCUUGUAGUGUGUGUACGUGGAAUAUCGCAAAAUAUAAUGCAAACUAAAAGACAAGUUCUGUUACUCUCUUCAUCAAAUUGCCAUGGAUAUUCUUUAUUGGAGUUUGCGAGAGACGAGAUAUGCAAUUUCUUAAAAACGAACAAUGUUGAGGAAUUAAUAUUUGUACCAUAUGCACAAAACGAUUUUGACGGCUAUACAAAUAAAAUCAAAGAGGUCAUUAACCCAUGGGGAUUUUCUGUGAAAGGGUUGCAUACAUAUGGAGACCCAAUAGAUGCAAUAAAAACUGCGAAAGGUAUAUUUAUAGGUGGAGGAAAUACUUUUCUUUUACUAAGCAGAUUAUAUGAAAAAAAAUUAGUACAGUUAAUUAAAGAAAGGGUAGACGAUGGAAGCUUGGUCUAUAUGGGAAGUAGUGCAGGAACAAAUGUAGCAACAAAAAGUAUUCAUACUACAAAUGACAUGCCAAUUAUUUAUCCUCCCAGCUUUGAUGGUAUUGGUCUUGUUCCAUUCAAUAUAAAUCCUCAUUAUAUUGAUAAAGUUGAGAGUGAAACCCACAAAGGAGAGACCAGAGACCAAAGAAUAAGUGAAUAUAUGGAAAUGGACCAUGCUAAUUCAGUACUAGGAUUGAGAGAGGGUUCAAUUCUGUUUGUCAAUGGGAACUCUCUUAUCUUAAAAGGAGUGGCUAGUGCUGUUGUGUUUAAAAAGAAUGAAAAGAAAAUCGAGUAUGAUGUUGGCACAGACGUGUCGUUUUUAUUAGAAAAAAAUUAAACUAUAAUUCUAACGUGCAUAGUGUCAUAUGCAGAAUGCCAGCUGCAAUCUAUCAUAAUUCCUAAGAAUAUAUUUUAUUAUUAUUUAUAAAAGUAAAUUAUUGCAAUGAA
Molecule: messenger RNA, 1169 nt
Organism: Colias croceus (clouded yellow)
Lineage: Eukaryota; Metazoa; Arthropoda; Insecta; Lepidoptera; Pieridae
Product: probable alpha-aspartyl dipeptidase
Exons: 3
Coding region: 268-1059 (263 amino acids)
Biological process (GO): proteolysis
Molecular function (GO): serine-type peptidase activity
Source: RefSeq, a predicted model, not a curated record